This is a messenger RNA of Loa loa (African eye worm), 1071 nucleotides long. RefSeq lists its product as hypothetical. NCBI's taxonomy places the organism in Eukaryota, Metazoa, Nematoda, Chromadorea, Rhabditida, Onchocercidae. The transcript is spliced from 9 exons. Bases 1 to 1071 code for a protein of 356 amino acids. The record is from RefSeq and is a predicted model, not a curated record.
AUGAUACAGAGGCAUUUGGCUGGUGCCAGAGUUGCUCCCUACUGUCAUCCUUCAGCAAUCAUAUGCAAUGCAUUAAAGAUAGUGUUUCCAGUAACUUACGGUAUUUUGGAAAAAGAAAUCAAGGAACAUAAUCGUCAUGCAAUCAAAUCCUGUUUUGCUCAAACUAUUGCGGAAGGCAAUCAAGCAAACCGAUGCGUUUUAGCGCUCUCUGACCUGGACAACAAGGCUUGGGAUCGUAACGGUCCGUUGCGUGAUUGCUCCAUUUGUCGGACGUUCGCUAAUGGCGCAAUUAAAGCAAUGUUGUCGACUUCACCAGAAGAACAGAAAUGUAUACGUUCUGAAGUUUCCAGAGCUGUAACAAUGGAAGCAAAGUACUGCUUGCAGAAGAAUAACAAUUUUGCUGAUAUUCCUGAGUUUCCGGAUUUCGAAGAAGGUUCAUAUGCAUUUAAGGAUGAAGUAAUUAAAUCGAUCUCAGAUCACAUUCUAAUCUACAGUCGUACAGCAUUCUGCAAUGAACGUAAACCGGAACGUGCAGAAGCUACGAGACGAUGUUUAAAGAAUCCGUUUGAUGGAUAUCUUACAAAACACUGCAACGUUCUGAAGGAUUGUGAAAAUCAAAUCCCAGAAGCAUGUCAAAAACAAACUAUUCAGUUAAACAAGGCAACUUGCGAAUGUCUUGAGAAUACUCGAUCAGAACUCAAAAAUCGCCUUGCUUCUAUUGCGAAGGCCAUCAGGAAUGCCAUUAAUAGUAACGAUCGUGGUGCAGCAUCGAUCGGCGGUGGUAGCAAAGUGGAUCAGUGUACGUCAAGCAUCAAAUCCUUGGUGAGGACACCAGUGAACGAUUGGAUUGAGGUCAUCGAUAAGGCGCUGGAAAAAUGUUUGAAGAAGAAGCCUGCGGGGCAAAAUUUAGGCCUCGAUUCGCUCAUCAAUGUUGGUUGUCGAAAGGUAAUUGCGGACACUACGGGGACGGCGCACAUGCAGUUGAAGACAGGAUUUGACUUCAUUAACAAUUUAAUGGAUGCAAUGGUAGAUCGAUCGGGGCGUUUCUGCGGUGGCGUGCAUUGUAGUUGA